UUUGGUGGUCACGGAGUUUUAUCGUGGAUGUUUUCUCCAUUUUGUAAAAAUACGUAAAAUUAUGCGCGUGCGUGAUUUAGCACAUCACACAACUUGGCAUUGAACGCCUAGCAAGUCGGCCGCAUCUGGUGUGCUACAUCGUAGCAAAGCUGGCUCAGCUUUCCCCACAACGAUGGCCAUUUGUGUGGAGGAGGUGUCCGCGUCCCUCGUGCGGGAAUAUCUGAGCAGAAAGGGACUCAAGAGGACGAUUGCCUGCAUGGAUGACGAACGUCCACGCACACAGUCCAGCAUCAACAACAGAUCCCACUUGAGACAAGUCCUGCACAUUGAGGAUCUGUACAGGGCAAAUAAGGUUCAUAAUUCACCUCUGAGGACUUUACUGGAGAUCAUUGUCAAGUAUCACAUUGAAGGUCACAAAGAUGACAACAUGGCCUGUAAAAGUGAUGAAAAUGAUUCUCUGCAGUCUGCUUUUGUAAUCAGCUCACUCCGUCUUUCUCCUGCAAAAACGCCAUCGGAAAUCAACGCAAGUAACUCAGGACACAGCACAGCGUCCUUUGUUUCUGAUGACCGCCUCAAAUUAAGAUCACAGGGCAAGGAAUUGUCCACCUCUCAAAUGGCAGUAUUGUCACUUGAUGGAGAGAGUGUCAUGGACCACAGUGAAACAAGGUCGUGGUUAUAUACAUCAGUGGAUGAAAACAGCCACUCUAAGAUGACGUCUAUGCAUGAUAACGGUUGCCUUGCUGUAAGUGAACCUGAAAAAAAGCUUCCUGUCAAUGAACUAAUUCAAAGAAGACAACCAAAUCGGGUUAGACGUGGCAUGAUGGCUGGACCGAUAGCAAGCACCCUUCAGGAGUCAACCAAACAAAGGCAGAGUCGAAAAGUGGGCACGCCUCAGAUGCUAUUCAGGAAAGAAGAAGAGGAGCAUAGGCAGUCUCGGGAUGAACUGUCAGGGAACAGUUUACAACAAAAAGUCUUAGAAAAAUCCCCAAGCAGUGCUAUAGAGAAAUUGAAGAACUUGGAGAAAGAGGGACAAGGCAGAAAUGACAGAAAAAUAAUUAAGUCCAAGAUGCAGCCAAAUAUGAUAUUGUCUGAGAUGGUGUUAGAUGACAUUGACGAUGAGCUGCCAGAAAUCUCGAAAAUGUCCUUCGAGAACACCGCAACUGCAGGGAGCAGCCACACAGCCCGCCCAAUGGACCAACACACCGCCCGCCCAAUGGACCAACACACCGCCUCGGAAUUGAAAUUAGUUCUCCUUGGGUCAAGUCUCAAAUGUUUCACUGCUGAAUGGAGAAAGCAGGGUUUCACAUUCUCCGAAACGCAUGACCUGAGAUACGGAAUGGUGCAGAAAAAGGCUGGGCCUUGUGGAGUUCUAGCUUCCAUCCAAGCUUUCGUUUUAAAGAAACUUCUGUUUGAAAACAAAAACAGUAGUAAUGCAAGACUUCAGCGUUUAAGACCAACAAAUGCAACCAGAAGAAAAUGUCUGGUCUUAGCUGUGGCCGAAGUACUGUGGAGGGCUGGUGAGGAAAAACAAGCCACUGUAGCAAUAAAUACGGGACGUACACUUUUCACUUCAAGCAGACACUACAAAUCCGAAGGAGUCCUUGAAAAGAUAAGCUGUUUUACAGUGGACAGUAUCAAAGACCUGCAAUUGCUACUGGAGCAACACAUUGAGCAGUUUGAGACAGGGGAGCUGGGAUGCCUGUUGCUGACCAUAUCUGCCGUCUUGUCUCGUUCAAUUGAUAAAAUGAGAAAGGAUAUGGAUGUGGCUGCCACUGCACUCAUUGGAGCUCAUGGCUACUGUACUCAGGAGCUUGUCAACCUGUUGCUGGUGGGACGGGCAGUUUCUAACGUCUUUGAUGGCGACGUGGAGCUGGACUCUGGCAGCGGCAAAUCUACACUGCUUAAGGGAAUCAAAGCUCAUUGUAACAUUGGCCUUCUGUCUCUGUUCGAACAUUAUAACGUCUUUAAGGUUGGAGACUAUCUCAAGAACCCCCUUUUCCCUAUCUGGGUUGUGUGCAGUGAAAGCCACUUCAGUGUGCUGUUUGGCCUCCAGGGAGAGCUGUUAAGAAAUCCGGACAAGGGUCUGGAGUUUGACCUCUACUACUAUGACGGACUGGCCAAUCAGCAGGAAGAGAUCCGCCUCACUGUCUCUCUCGGCAAAUCAACCGUCAGUUGUCAAAAUGUGAACGCUGAUUUAAUUCCUCCUCUGGAGCUCUGUAUUCGAACAAGGUGGAAAGAUGCAUUUGUGAGUUGGAAUGACACAGAGCCUAUUCUCUGAAUGCCUGGUUGUUUUUACAUAAUUGUUAUAAAAUGAACAGAUAUCAAUAAUUUUUUUGUCUUAUUUUGUCCUGCAAGCAUGCAUUAUUAGUGAGACUUAGUGGGGCCUGUAGUUUUCCCUUUGCUCAAUGCCAUGGUUAUAAUUCAUCAUAUGAUGAAUACCAUCCAUCCAUCCAUUUAGAACACCGCUUAUCCUGAUUAGGGUCGCAGGUCGCUGGAGCCUAUCCCAGGUGAUUUUGGGCGAAGGCCGAACUACACCCUGAACUGGUCGCCAGUCAGUCACAGGACACGUAGACACGGACAACCAUUCACACGCACAUUCACACCGUCGCUGAGUGGGAACUGAACCCACACUGCGCGCACCAAAAUCAGGCGAGUGUACCGCUACACCAUCAGUGACUAUGAUGAAAACAUAACUCAUAAAUACUUGGAUGGCAUGGUUAAUGAGAAGACCCCAAACAAAACAAAACCAAAAAAAAACUAAAGAUCUUUUUCAAGUGUAUUAGCAUAUAUCAAGCGUAUUAUUAUUAACCUGUUGCAUCAGAAGGAGCCUUAUAUCAAGUAUUUAAAUAUUAAAUAUAUACUCUGAUACAAAUCUACUUUAAUCUGAUACAAAUGUAUUUAUAUUUUCAAUUUAUAUGACGUCUGUUAGCAGCUUUUAAAUGUUUUAUUGACCUCAGAGGCCUUUUAACUGGUUGUUAUUCUGCCCAGAUAGUUGUUUAUAUUUUACUGUAAAAUAACUGAGAUGAAAAAAUUGUGAUAAUAUUGUCACAUGUUCUCUUAAUGUACACAAAACUGACUGACUAUACUGGAUGUAUUGACUAAGAGUGAGAGCGAGAGAUGAUAUAACUUUUAAAAGUGUUCCAGUGUGAUGAUGUUCUCACUUCAUUUUCACUUCAUUCAUCUGGAACGCAUACUGUAAUUAAAUGAUUUAAUUACAUAAUUCUGUUUGUGCAUCUCCAUCAAUGCGCUGUCUCCGAAAAUAAUCAUCCAUCCAUCCAUCCAUUUUCCGUACUGCUUA
Messenger RNA from Phycodurus eques (leafy seadragon), 3298 nucleotides. It is a transcript of the gene mindy4, whose product is annotated as MINDY lysine 48 deubiquitinase 4. Gene Ontology annotation, molecular function: cysteine-type deubiquitinase activity; K48-linked deubiquitinase activity. NCBI's taxonomy places the organism in Eukaryota, Metazoa, Chordata, Actinopteri, Syngnathiformes, Syngnathidae. The coding region runs from base 173 to 2278 and encodes 701 amino acids. The record is from RefSeq and is a predicted model, not a curated record. The transcript is spliced from 18 exons. Gene Ontology annotation, biological process: protein K48-linked deubiquitination.